Molecule: messenger RNA, 2213 nt
Organism: Anthonomus grandis grandis
Lineage: Eukaryota; Metazoa; Arthropoda; Insecta; Coleoptera; Curculionidae
Product: TOM1-like protein 2
Exons: 10
Coding region: 135-1580 (481 amino acids)
Biological process (GO): signal transduction
Cellular component (GO): membrane; endosome
Molecular function (GO): ubiquitin binding; phosphatidylinositol binding; clathrin binding
Source: RefSeq, a predicted model, not a curated record
UCACUGCCAGUAAGUGACAUUUUGUUUGUCGUUAGUAGUCAAAAUUGGGGAACGCAAAUAUCAAACGCAGAAAAACGAAAACAGAAAGGAGAAAUUGCAUUUUAUUUACCGAAAAAUAAGCGAACUAACGCAAAAUGAAUGUUAUUCAAAAUGCGCUUAUCGGAAAUCCUUUUUCCACCCCUGUGGGCAGCAAGAUUGAACAAGCUACAGAUGGAAGUCUGGCUUCAGAAAACUGGGCUUUAAAUAUGGAAAUAUGUGACAUUAUCAAUGAAACUGAAGAUGGCCCUAAAGAUGCAAUUAGAGCUAUCAAAAAGCGACUCUCUCAAAGUGCUGGGAAAAACUACACCAUUGUUAUGUAUACCUUGACCAUACUUGAGACUUGUGUUAAAAAUUGUGGAAAGAGGUUUCAUAUUUUGGCUUGCAGCAAAGAUUUUGUUCAAGAAUUGGUGAAACUUCUUAGUCCAAAAAAUGACCCACCCACAGCAGUUCAAGAAAAAGUUCUCAGCUUAAUACAAAGUUGGGCAAGUGCUUUUCAGGCUGAUCAAGACCUAUUAGGGGUCAAUGUGGUUUACAAAGAUCUGUUGGCAAAAGGAAUUGAGUUUCCACCUACAGAUCUUGAUAGUUUGGCACCAAUACACACACCUAAAAAGAGUGUCUCAACUAUGGAAGCUCCAAGCCAAACCAGACCAAUAAGGCCGGCCAGUGUGCCCUCCCCCUCGGCCAGUCCCCUACCCCCUUUAGAAUCUCCAACUGGUGGGAUUCUAACUCCAGAACAAAGGGCCAAAUUGCAAUCAGAAUUGGAUGUUGUCCAAAGUAAUAUGAAUGUCUUAGGAGAGUUGUUGAGUGAAGUUAAGCCAGGGCAAGAGGAAAGGGAUGAAUUAGAGUUAUUACAGGAAUUGUAUUCAGUCUGCCACCAAAUGCAGCAGAGGCUUGUAGAGCUUAUUUCAAGGAUAACUAAUGAUACUUUGACUGAAGAGUUGUUAAGGAUAAAUGAUGACAUGAACAACUUAUUUUUAAGGUACAGCAGAUGGGAAAAGAAUAGAGGAUCUCAUGGGCACAGUGCCUCAGCCUCAGAAGUAGUAGCGAAAGCCAUACCGCCUACUUCAGCUGUUAAGCCCACUUUGAAGAAUGAUGAUAGCUUGAUUGAUUUAGAUGAUGAUGAUGUUGCUGAUACAGUUAAAAAGUUAGGUUUGGGUGAUUCUUUAAAUGGAAAAGGAACUGAUGAGUUUGAUAUGUUUGCGCAAUCUCGAAACGUUACUUAUGAAUCAUCCAAGAUAAGUGGUAGCUCAUAUAAAGAUAACAUCAACCCUAAUCAAAUUUCUGGUGGACUCAGCUCGGUUACACAGGGACAAUUAGCAGAGACUGACGAAGACCGAGAAUUAAACGAGAUGGCGAAUUGGUUAGGGAAAACAGGUGGAGCAGAAGAAUCGGUCACAUCAAGUGACUUCGAACGAUUCUUAGCAGAAAGAGCGGCGGCCGCAGAAAAUCUGCCCACAGUGUCCGCAGCUACUGGAUCGAAUAAUCCCAGCGCAUUAAAGAAAGAUAACAAAAAAAAGGAUGAAAAUCUUUUAGCUUUGUAAUUUGUAUUUUUAUUCGAUAAUCGAAGACUGUGCACAGCCGGAUUUAGGAAAAUUCUUUUUCAAUAAUAAUUUCAUGGGACAUAAAAUAUACAGCGACGGUAGAUUUGUUUAUAAAUUUUAAAAUUUAUACCAAAGAGAGUUUUAUUAGAAGAUCGGUCUAAAAGUUAUUUUUUACUACGGAACUAAACCAUUCCUUUAAAAUCUAUUAUAGGAAAAAGUUUAAUUGUGUUAUUUAUUUGACCUGUUAUAACAUUUUAAACAGAGCUUUAUAUUUAAUUUUAUGAUGUAAGUGUUGGUUAAUUUUAUUAGUUAGGAUAGGUAUUUAAGACAACAGUAUUAACCGCUGCUGGUUAAUAAAAUAAGUGUGAUGAAAAACGUAAUUAAUAUGUAAAUAUCCUGCAUUUCAAUAAUUGAUAUGUGCAUGUGUACAGGUUGUGUCCUGUAGCAAAAAUUAACAGAUUUGUUUAUAAGGGACACUAUUCAUAUUUUUAUCUUUAAAUAGAGCUAUAACUUUUUGUUAAUGUAUUAAUGGUAUUAUUAUUUAUACAUGUGUAUUGUAGCGCUAAAAAAUAUGUUAUUUAGUAUUAAAUAACGAUUAUGUAAUAUUGUAAUAAAAAUGCUGCAAAAGUGAAA